CGGCACGCCUGCAUUAGUUCCAACUGUCGGUCAACAAUGUCCCUUUUCACCCACUGCUGAUGGCGAAAGUGGCCCCAUCGUUGGAAGGCAUUUCCGAAAAGGGAAAUCAGCUCCAUCCACGAGGCUCUGCACCCCGCAACGGAGCGCGCUAGUGCCUGACCCACCACACCAACGGCCGAUGAGAGCCGCACUCUCUCACCACAUAAACCGAGCUUUAAAAAACAUCCAGCCGCAAUGAAUUCAGCAAUUGCACCUUCUACAACCCCACUUUCAACGCCAGGUUCGUCGCGAUGGCAUCCUCCUACCUCAUCGUCGGCGCAGGCGUCUUCGGCGUAUCCACCGCCUACCACCUCAUCAAGAAGUACCCCUCUGCAUCGGUAACUAUAGUCGACCGCGACUCCUACGACGCCGACAGCCGCGUCGCCGCCUCUUGGGACUGGAACAAGGUGGUGCGCGCCGACUACGACGAUAUCGUGUACUGCCAAUUGGCCCUCGAAGCCCAAGACAUCUUCAAAACCGACCCGCUAUGGCAGCCGUACUUCCACGAGACAGGCAUCUACUGGAUCUGCCGGUCCGAGUAUGCGCAGGACGUCAUCGACAACUACAAGAAGCUCGGCCGGAAAGCGGAGCUGUCCGCCGUGCCGGUUGACGAGGCGCGCAAGAUGUUUAGCGGGCUGUUCGACGACGCGGAUUACUCGGGGGUCAAGGAAGUGCUUGUGAACAAGACGAGUGGGUGGGCGAAUGCGGGGGAUGCGCUGCGGGCGGUAACGAAGAGGAGCAUCGAGUUGGGAGUGAAGUAUGUGACGGCGGAUGUGGCGACGCUGAAGUUCGAGCCGAGCGGGAGGUGCACGGGGGUCAAGACGGAGAAGGGGGACGUGUUGACGGCUGACAAGGUUGUUCUUUGCACAGGAGCUUUCACGCCGAGGCUGCUGGAGCAGAGUGCGCAGAGCAGCGGAAAUGCGGAUCUGAGAGUUGGAGACAGGAUCGUGGCGGGCGGCAUCACAACAGGCAUGACGACACUUGACGACGAGUCGUAUAAGAGGUUCGCGAAGAUGCCAGUGGGCGUCCAAGGUUAUACCGCGUCGACAGGUCCUUUCAUCGGCAGUCUCCCACCCACUCGCGACCGCGAACUCAAGUGGUGGGGCCAGAAGAUCUUCAAGAACACGCAGGAAGUCCUCCCCGGUCGCUACAUCUCCGCGCCGCCUCCGGAACGCGAUUACGGACAGUGGAAUGUCGCCGGUCCGCUAAAGCAGGACAUCCAGUUUGCGAACAAUGUCUUCUACGGCAAGAAUGGUGCAAACUGGAAGAUGGAGAAACACCGUAUCUGCUGGGACGCCUUCACAACCAGCUCCGACUUCAUCAUCUCUCCGCACGUCGCAGCUAAGGGUCUCUACAUCGCGACCUGCGGUUCCUUUCACGGCUACAAGUUCUUCCCCGUACUGGGCAAGUACGUGCUGCAGAUGCUGGAGGGCGAACUGUCGAAGGAGCUGAAGGAGAAGUGGGCUUGGGACCGCGAGAGGCCAGAUCCGGCACUCAACCCAGAUUGGCCCCGGUGGGAGAUGAAGGAUCUUCUGGACGCGCCACCUAAGGCGAAGCUAUGAGCACGACUCUGGUUUACUGUCUGUGUCAGCGUGAAUGCAGCAUGGAAGAGCGAAGGGGUAAUUUAGAUAGGUAAUGAGCAAGCUGUCCAUCAAUCACCCAUUCUAAGCAAACACGCUCCUUCACCC
Messenger RNA from Trematosphaeria pertusa, 1727 nucleotides. RefSeq names its product sarcosine oxidase-like protein. Lineage: Eukaryota; Fungi; Ascomycota; Dothideomycetes; Pleosporales; Trematosphaeriaceae. The transcript is spliced from 2 exons. Gene Ontology annotation, molecular function: flavin adenine dinucleotide binding; sarcosine oxidase activity; saccharopine oxidase activity. The record is from RefSeq and is a predicted model, not a curated record. Bases 291 to 1601 code for a protein of 436 amino acids.